Messenger RNA from Spodoptera litura, 1049 nucleotides. RefSeq lists its product as uncharacterized. NCBI's taxonomy places the organism in Eukaryota, Metazoa, Arthropoda, Insecta, Lepidoptera, Noctuidae. The record is from RefSeq and is a predicted model, not a curated record.
GCGGCGCUGAUAUAGCAUGACCUUAUGGUCAUUCCAUAUUAUCAUUAUAUAUAAAUAUAUAUUCGAUAUAGUAUCGAAGGUACAUUGUAGCCGAUAUGUUGUCCACUACUAUAAUAACGUUGCUCAUAUAUAGUAACAUUAUUUCAAAUAUACAAGCAAAGGACCAUGAAGAACGAAACGCGCAAUUUGAUGGAACGCAGAUACCCCUGUAUAAAAGCGAUAGUGUAAUUGAAGCCCUGAAGGUACGGAAAAGAGACACUGUCAAGAUUGUUCAUAAUUCAUACGUAGAGCAGACAAAUCAUGUAGACGAAUUACAGAGAGGUAAGAGGUCUGAUCAUUUUUUUAAAGGCAAUCCAUUUAGUCGCUUUGAUGCUCCAUUGAACAGUACUGGACUAAUAAACUAUUUUGGUUCCCGAAUGUACCAAACAAACGUCUCUUUUCCCCCUAGUGACGGAAAGGACGCCGUAUAUGGAGCCGUAGACUUGCUAAUUGACAAUUAUUUUUUUGACGAUUCUAAUGUAACGAAUGUAUAUGGACCUUUAGUCGUACGGGACGGUAAAGUUUAUCAGGGAAAUAAUGAAAAUGCUCAAUAUGGAGCUAAGGUUACGAUAAUUAAUAACAGACAUUAUGGGCAUUCCGGAAAUCAUGAUAUGUAUACUGGUGGCAUCGUUCAGAAAGGUAAUACCUACUCAGUAAAUCUCAAAAAUAAAACCUCGAUGGCAAUGAGUAUUAAUCAAUCUAACAAUACCUCCAACAAUGACUCAGAAGGUGGAAUGAACACCAAAUAUAAUACAGCGAGCGAAGAAGGCUCUGUGGAGCGGAAUACAAACGACAGUCAAGGAAAUUCAUCAUCAACCAAUUAUUAUUCUGACUCAAGUUCACAAAUAGAAAUUACAUUACAUUAUAAGGAGAAAGAAGCAUUUGCAGACAACCACACUGAACCCAACAGACAAAUGGGUUUAUCAGCUAAUGUAUUUUACUCACUUUCAUAUUCUUUUAUUACAUUGCUUAAGUAUUCUCUAUUCUAGUAUUUAACAUCAUAAGUUAUA